Aspergillus puulaauensis is the source of this 324-nucleotide messenger RNA. RefSeq lists its product as uncharacterized. Lineage: Eukaryota; Fungi; Ascomycota; Eurotiomycetes; Eurotiales; Aspergillaceae. The transcript has a single exon. The record is from RefSeq and is a predicted model, not a curated record. The coding region runs from base 1 to 324 and encodes 107 amino acids.
AUGUCUUCCCGCCACUCGUACUUUGUUUGCUUCAUCUUGUCUUUCGGGUUCGUUGGCCGACUCGACGGGGUGCUGCGUCGUCCAUCGCGAUCAGACGCCGAUGCAAGACCGGAGUACGUAUACAGUGUGACACCUGAGGCAGUAAAAAAUACAGAACGAUAUCGGACCGAUGUCCGACUUUCACCUGGCUCUUGGAGGCGGCUUACGCCGUCCGCCGACUUUCUUCCUUUGUUGAAGUUUGCGCCAUGUCCACGAUUCUCCAACGUCAACUCUGACUGGUCCACUCGGCCGAGGAUGGAGAUGAUGGAUCACGGGCACUCUUAA